AUGUAUGCUGUUUUAUUCCUAGUGACAUUUAUUAUUCGUGCAAAUGAUGCAUUUUUGUGUCCAAGUUCUAACGGAGUCUAUGUAAAUCCCGAUGAUUAUCGAUCUUAUUAUGUGUGUUCCAAUUAUUGCUAUAGACUUGAAUAUUGUGUAUCGCCUGCAAUUUAUUUUACACGAACUAAUCAAACAUGUGUUCCAGAACCGCCAAAUUGGCAAACACGUUAUGAUUUGUCAGGUCAAUAUAAAUCUACUGAAAAUGCCGACGUAUUUGUUCAACAACAAGGGUACAGUGUAUAUAUUACACAUGAGACAAGUACAACACACUAUACACUUAUUGCACGGUAUAUUAAUGAAACACAUGCAAUAGGAAUUCAAACAGUACAUCAAUUAGUAAAUCAUUGUAUUACUGUAUUCGAUGUUCGUAUAGUAGCAACUGGUAAUGGAGCACAUUGUUACUAUGGAACUUUUCAUCCACUUAGUUCAAAAUGUGAUCUUUCGGAAAAGUAUUCGGGAAAUUAUUGUAAGAAAUAUUAA
This is a messenger RNA of Rotaria sp. Silwood2, 531 nucleotides long. NCBI's taxonomy places the organism in Eukaryota, Metazoa, Rotifera, Eurotatoria, Philodinida, Philodinidae. The record is from the annotation of a GenBank genome assembly.